AAGAAAGAAAGAAAGAAAGAAAGAAAAAGCAAGCAGGCGCAGGCCCAGGCGGGGCCCGAGGCGGCUCCACCCACUGCACAGGCGGAGCCUUCCCACCUUGAACUUGGCCUCGGGAAGGCUCGAAGUUAAACUCCUGAAUCUUGCCCAGCCAAGAGUCAGCGACGCGGUGCCCCUUCUCGGUCGACAGCGAGGACUGCGUGUCCCGGGUCUAACAUCGUGCCAACACUGAGACAGUGGAGUGCUGAAGUCUGGGCUCUCUGGCAUUAAGAACCUUCCUCCAGGUCUCAGCCACAACAUGGCUUCCAAACUGAAGUCAGCCAAGGAAUUGAUUGUUUUCUUAGGAAAAUCAGGGAUUGCUUUUCUGGAGGCUACAAUGUUCACCAUCAUCCCCAAACCACGGAAAAAUGUCGCUGGUGAAAUCGUGCUCAUCACUGGCGCCGGGAGUGGACUGGGAAGGCUCUUGGCCAUCAGAUUUGCCCGCCUUGGCUCUGUGCUGGUUCUCUGGGAUAUCAACAAGGAGGGGAAUGAGGACACGUACAGGAUGGCGCGGGAAGCUGGAGCCACAAGGGUCUAUGCCUACACUUGCGACUGCAGCCAAAGGGAAGACAUAUACAGAGUGGCCAAACAGGUUAAAAAAGAAGUUGGCGAUGUCUCCAUCCUAAUCAACAAUGCCGGAAUCGUGACAGGCAAAAGUUUCCUCGAUUGCCCAGAUGACCUGAUGGAAAAGGCUUUAGAUGUGAAUUUCAAAGCACAUUUGUGGACUUAUAAAUCCUUUCUACCUGCUAUGAUCGCUAACAAGCGUGGACAUUUGGUUUGCAUUUCAAGUUCAGCUGGAUUAGUUGGAGUAAAUAAACUGGCAGAUUACUGUGCAAGUAAAUUUGCGGCCUUUGGAUUUGCUGAAUCUGUGUUUGUAGAAACACUAGUCCAGAAACUAGAGGGGAUCAAAACCACUAUUGUGUGCCCAUUUUUUAUCAAAACUGGAAUGUUUGAAGGUUGUUCUACUGCCCGUCCUUUUCUGUUACCGAUUCUGGAACCAGAAUAUGUAGCUGACAAGAUAGUAGAUGCCAUCCUGCAAGAGAAAGUAUACCUAAAUGUGCCAAGGUUUAUAUCCUUUGUGAUGUUAUUGAAAAGUAUCUUGCCUGUCAAGGUGUCAAUGCUUCUGGCUGACUAUAUGGGCGUCUUUAAUGUAAUGGAUGGCUUUGUUGGCAAGAACAAGAAAAACUAAAGACCAACUCAAUGGCUGAGAGCAUCUGAUACCCAACAUUCCAUAAUCCUGAUUUCAAUGAAGAAAAACAUUUUUGUCCAACAUGUAUCUGGAAACUACACGUAUCAUUCUUUUUCUGCUCUCUGGACUAGUAUUUUCAAACACUGCCUUUGAAAAUAAUGUUCCUAUCUGCUUUUUGGUUGGUUUUUUUUUUAAUUAAAAAAAAAUAGCCCGUUUUUGUCAUCUCUGUGUGCAGCCAUGUGUAAGAAAAAGAAUCCUGUCUCUCAUGAACUGACGUUCACUUUGGUCAUUGGGGACAUGGCUCAAAUGGAACACGGGGCUUUGCCUGAACCUGCAUCAGGGCACAGUGAGAGGUGAAGAGGAUGGAUGCGUAUUUUGCUUGAAUGCCUUCUAUACAGAUGACACAGAGGUCAGGGUUCCCUAUCACCUUGCUCUCAGCCUUGGCCUUUUUGAAACUGGGCCACCUGAUGUAAGACACACCAGCAUCCCAUGUCCUUCUUUCAAAAGCCAGCCAUACAAAUGCUCCAUUCUACAUGCCAUGGGCACUCACAGACUAAAUACCAGUCCUGCUCAGGGUACAUCGGGGGCCACUGUGUCCUGCACAUUCCCUGAAUGAAUUUAGUAGGCAGUGAUUUUAGACCAAAUUCUGUAUAGGAGGAUAUUUUUUUUUUCCUAGAAGAGAUCAAAGAAUUGUUGCUUCUUACUUGGAAAAUGACAUUCUACUGAGUUAGAUGAACUGCUGCUUAUUGGGCCAGAAAACAUAUUCAUGCGGUUAAUUUCAGAUGUUUAAUUUAAUAUUUCAGGUUGGGAUUCGUGUUGUAUUUUUCCACGGAAUUUCUAUGCAUUGGCAUUCAUCUGUGCUGCCUUCAUUUCAGAUCUAUUGUAUUCUUACAGUUUAAUGAACUGGCCAACUGCUUUCAUGAUUUGGAGAUUAACUAUAAAAGGAAGAUUAAGAAAAAUAUGUUAAUUACCAUAUCCCUGGAACUCCUUCCCAGGAUGGGAGGGGCAUCUGCCUUGUGAGAAAAACAGCAGCCUUUGUCUCUUACCUUCUUUUGUGUGGGAAGCAGGAAAGGAUGAGAAGUACCUCAGAAGACUCUGUGAGAGUCAAAAAAAACAAGUCGUGAAUAUCUUGGGGGUAAGAUGCUCUUAGAAAGGCAAUGGUCUCAGGGAAUGUGGAAUCUGGAAUCCACUGUGGACUGAUUUAUCUUGAGCUACCUGAAUGAUUCUGACAACUCUGUCCCUGUAUUUCCUUUCCAUGCAGAAAGCCUCCAAAAAAGAGGGAGAAAAAAAAAACGAACAACUUGUUUUACAAUAAUAAAAGCAAUAGCUGAUGCAUGAAACAUGAGAGACAUGGAC
This is a messenger RNA of Ailuropoda melanoleuca (giant panda), 2581 nucleotides long. It is a transcript of the gene SDR16C5, whose product is annotated as short chain dehydrogenase/reductase family 16C member 5. Gene Ontology annotation, molecular function: all-trans-retinol dehydrogenase (NAD+) activity. The transcript has 8 exons. The record is from RefSeq and is a predicted model, not a curated record. NCBI's taxonomy places the organism in Eukaryota, Metazoa, Chordata, Mammalia, Carnivora, Ursidae. The coding region runs from base 296 to 1225 and encodes 309 amino acids. Gene Ontology annotation, biological process: retinol metabolic process; retinal metabolic process. Gene Ontology annotation, cellular component: lipid droplet.